This is a messenger RNA of Adineta ricciae, 1512 nucleotides long. NCBI's taxonomy places the organism in Eukaryota, Metazoa, Rotifera, Eurotatoria, Adinetida, Adinetidae. The record is from the annotation of a GenBank genome assembly.
AUGCAAAUUAUACCUCAACUCGAGCAAAUUGUCAUCUCGACAUCAAGAAAUCAAUCCACCACCGACAAUUUAUCUUUCGUUAUGCUAGCAAAUGAUACGAUCUCUUCGUCACAUCGCCCAUUUUUUCUCACGAUCCUAAUCGCUAUUUGUCUUUCGACUAUUGUCAUAUUAACCAUCGUCGGAAAUAUUCUCGUUCUAAUUGCGCUAUGCUUCGACUUCGCACUUCGUUCACCAACACAUUUACUAAUGGGAAAUCUGGCGUGUGCCGACCUGUUAUUAGGUAAUCUAUCACUCCCGAAUCAUGAACCAGAAACAGAAAGUAAUUCUGUUCUUUGUUUAGGUAUCACCGUUUUACCUUUUUCAUCAACUCUGGAAAUUCUCGAAGGAAAAUGGCUAUUCGGUCGAACGUUCUGUCAUAUCUGGCUUGCUAUUGAUGUUCUCUACUGCACAGCAAGUAUCUACGGUUUAAUGUUCAUAUCUAUCGAACGGUAUAUUGGUGUAACACGUCCAUUACGUUAUCCGAUUAUCAUUACACAUAGUCGAACAUUGUUUGCGAUAUUGAUUGCUUGGCUAGUUUCGAUUCUAGUGUCUAUCGUUCCCUUUCUUGGUUGGCAUAACGAAGUGAAACUAAUCGAUCAAGCUUGUUUGGUGAACGAUAAUUUGUCUUACGUUCUUUUUUCAUGUUCAUUUUCAUUUUAUAUACCUUUAAUUAUUAUUCUUUGUGUUUAUGGACGCAUUUACAAUGAAGCUAUUCGGCAACAUGCAUUUCUUACUGGCGGGGAGAAGAAAGUUCGGUUGAAAGAGACUGACGGACAAGAAUGUGUUACUCUACGUAUACAUAUACCACAACAUUUGUCAGCGUCAACGACAUCGCUAUCGAAUACAAUUCAUUCCUCAAGUUCAACAUUAGCCAUGAAUGGACGAAGAUUGUCAACACUACUGACACCCAAUGGUCCGAAUAAAUUAUCGAAAUUUAUGCGUGAGCGAAAAGCUGCUAAAACACUGGGCAUCGUUGUAGGAAUGUUUAUCCUAUGCUGGUCACCAUUUUUUCUUCUUUUACCAAUAAAAGCAUUGACAAAUUACGAUCCGGGAUUGAUAUUCUCCAUUUGUUUUUGGUUAGGUUAUUGCAAUUCAUGCUUCAAUCCAUUUAUUUACGCAUUUUCUAGUCGAGAAUUUCGAAGAUCAUUUGAAUCGAUUUUAAGAUGUCAUCGCAAACAAUAUCGACGUACAUCGAUAAGUUUAUCGCGUGUAUCCGCUGCAACAGCUAUGGAUCAAGUUCAAUUGAGAAAAUCUCUGAGCUGUGAUGUCACAUCACCUCGUUUCUUUCCGAAAUUGCAUUCCAGUGUCAGCUGUCGAACAUCCUACGACAGCCAACAGAAUUUUAUUCCACUUCAAAAAACAAGUAACUUUCUGAAGCGUCCUCAUCUCUCCGUUUUUCAUCGUCUAUCGCAUUCAACCAAUUCUAAAUCGUUAUCCGAUUGGCAUCUUCAGCAGCCAACUAAUGUCAGAUAA